This is a messenger RNA of Erinaceus europaeus (western European hedgehog), 1344 nucleotides long. RefSeq names its product tuftelin 1 (gene TUFT1). Bases 99 to 1196 code for a protein of 365 amino acids. The record is from RefSeq and is a predicted model, not a curated record. Lineage: Eukaryota; Metazoa; Chordata; Mammalia; Eulipotyphla; Erinaceidae. Gene Ontology annotation, cellular component: I band; intracellular anatomical structure. Gene Ontology annotation, biological process: intracellular signal transduction. The transcript has 12 exons.
CCGACGCGCUUAUCUUAGGGGCGGCUGCGCGCGCGCCCGCCCAGUCCGAGCUGGACGGCAGGGUGGAUGACCUUUCUCUGCUGCGGCCUCGAGCGACCAUGAACGGGACGCGGAACUGGUGUUCCGUGGUGGACGUACACUCGGAGGGCCAGACCGCGGCAGGUAGGAAGACCUAUGCCAUGGUGUCCAGUCACUCAACAGGCCAUUCUCUGGCCUCAGAGCUGGUGGAGUCCCACGAUGGCCAUGAAGAGAUCAUCAAGGUGUAUUUGAAAGGGAGGUCUGGGGACAAGAUGAUCCACGAGAAGAAUAUCAACCAGCUCAAGAGUGAGGUUCAGUACAUCCAGGAGGCCAGGAGCUGCCUACAGAAGCUUCGUGAGGACAUAAGCAGCACAUUUGACAGUGACCCAGGCACUUCUCUGCACCGACCAGAGAUACAGGUGGUGCUAGAAAAGCCAAAUGGCUUUAGUAAAUGUCCCACAACCCUGUACAGCAGCUCACUGGAGACGGACAUUCACCUAAAUGAAGAUGUGGAGAGCUUGCGGAAGACUGUGCAGGACUUGCUAGCCAAAUUGCAGGAGGCCGAGCGGAAGCACCAGUCAGAGCGUGUGGCUUUUGAGGUCACACUUAGCCGGUACCAGAGGGAAACGGACCAGAGCCAGGCAGCCCUUCAGAGAGCUGAGGCCUUGGCUGAGCAGAAAGAGGGUGACAUUGGGGAGCUGCAGAGGCGCUUGCUGGGCAUGGAGACGGAGAAUCAGGCCUUGCUGGCAAAGGUCCAGGAAAGGGAGGCAGCCCUGGAAGAGUUGAGGAGCAAGAACACCGACUGCCAGGCAACACAGGAGAGGGCUGCCAGCCUGGAAAAGGAAGUGGCUGGUCUACGAGAGAAGAUUCACCACUUGGAUGACAUGCUCAAGAGCCAGCAAAGGAAAGUGCGGCAAAUGAUUGAGCAGCUUCAGAACUCAAAGGCUGUGGUCCAGUCGAAGGACACCACAAUUCAGGAGCUCAAGGAGAAGAUUGCUUACCUGGAGGCGGAGAACCUAGAGAUGCAUGACCGCAUGGAGCACCUGAUCGAGAGGCAGGUCAGCCAUGGAAACUUCAGCACCCAGACCCAGGCCAAGACGGAGAACCCCAGCAGCGUGCGUAUAUCCAAGCCCCCCAGCCCGAAGCCCUUGCCACUCAUUCGAGUGGUGGAAACCUGAGAUGAAGGAGAAAGAUGGAUGCUCAGCAGACUUCCACGUCCAUCCUGACCGUACACUGGGCCAUUCUCCUGCCAGCAGGCGCCCUGGCUGUGGCUUUAUUCCCGCGGUGACUAUUUUUCUUUGUAGCCUCCCUUCAGCUGCCCCAGAA